AUGGAAAAGAAAAGUGGUGCACGAGAGGCUUUGUUGCACUUGAGUGCGUCUGCGCCCCUUCUGGCCCUUGGCCUCGCGCUGAAACCGUUCCUACCGGCAUUUCAGCAGUCCAUCGCGGAGCAGGCGAAAUCAGGGCGGGAAAGCUUUUGGGCUUCCUACGAUUCGCAGGCCCGAGAUGCGGCUCAGCUCAUGCAGAAGGCUGGCUUGGCAUGGCGGUGGCUGCGACGACGAGUGCAGUUGCUCAAAACCACCGAUUGGCGAAGCUGCCGGCAGAUGCUGGUCGACAGCUUUCAUCAACUGGCUGCUGGGCUGUCUUCAUUGAGACCUGGUGCCAACCAGGCUCUGAAGAGCACCCUGGACGAUAUCACGCGCGAAUGCGACGAUGCGAAAGCCUUGUUUCAGGCAGGCAAACUGCAAGAGGCGGAGUCCUGCUACGAGAAGCUGCUCAGCAACCUGAAGUCGCAGCCCGCACUUCGCAGCGAGCGCCUUCGUGUGCUGACGAACCUGGCAGUGUGCCAGAAAAAGCGUGGCCGAUAUCAGGAGGCUUUGCAGUCGGCGACAGCAGCUUUGCAGAUGGAUCCCAAGUGUGUGAAGGCGCUCUUCACUCGAGCUGGCUGCUUCCGUGCCGAGGGCCGUCUUGCUGAGGCAGUGGACGACUUUGCCAUAGCCUGCAGAUACGAUGCCACUCUCGCUGAUGCCAAGAAAGAGUGGCUACAAGCACACAAGGAAUUGGCCAAGGCGACCGGUGAGCAUCAACACUUCAGCAGAGUUGAAGUCCUGGCACUUGUGGCGGAGAUGAAUCGCGCUCAUACGGCCGUGCAGGAGGCAAUAAGCCAGCUCGGCCAGAGGCUGCUGCUCGCCAUGAGGGAGAGGGAGAUGGAGCAGCACUUGCCCUUCCUGGCGGCCCACGAGCUCGUUCGGCAACAUGGCUUGCCAGCAGAUCCGAUCUUGGACUUCGAUCUCACGGCAGAGGCCUUUCAGGAAUUGCUUGGGCGCUUCGAGGAUGAUGACGAGGUCAUGGAAAGCGCCCAGAGCAUGCUGCAUCCUCCAGGAAGAGGCAAUCCAGCCAGGGCUCGACAAAUUACAAUCCCACAGAUCCUGGAGGCUCACAAGGUCAUGGUGCAGGAGUUGGAAACACUCUUGUCGCAGUUCAAGGACUUGUCUGCGCAAGAACUCGAUCGCGUGGAUUGCAAGUUAAUCGAAGCCACUGCCGAGCUGCAGACGUACCUCGGCGUUUCCAGGCUGCAGCUGCAGCCAGAAGACGUGGAGGAGGCCAUACUGACGAACGAGAUGGAGCUGCAGAACGAUGCAGACUUCGUCAAGUGCAGCGAAGAUCUGGCGAGCCUGAUGCAGGAACUGCUCACGGCCGCGGCCGAGCUGAACCACGAGAGAUAA
This is a messenger RNA of Symbiodinium sp. CCMP2456, 1395 nucleotides long. NCBI's taxonomy places the organism in Eukaryota, Dinophyceae, Suessiales, Symbiodiniaceae. The record is from the annotation of a GenBank genome assembly.